Molecule: messenger RNA, 516 nt
Organism: Hydra vulgaris (swiftwater hydra)
Lineage: Eukaryota; Metazoa; Cnidaria; Hydrozoa; Anthoathecata; Hydridae
Source: RefSeq, a predicted model, not a curated record
AUUGUGACUUUCAAGGGUUUGUUGACCAUGGUUGAUGGCAAAGUUUUGAAUGAACUUACAUCAAAUCCUGCAUCUUCUAAUUGCCCCAUCUGCCAUGCCAAACCAAAGGAGAUGAAUAAUCCCAAGGGUGUCUUUACACCUAAACCUGGCACAUUGAAUUUUGGCCUAAGCAUCUUGCACUUUGGCUUGCGGAGUUUUGAUACAAUUUGCAACAUUGGAUAUCGCCAAGAUGUCAAAAAGUUCCAUCUUCAUAUGAGCCCUGAUGAAAAAAGACUGGUUGCAAAUCGGGAGACACGAGUCAAGCAAGAAUUUCGGGAGCAGCUGGGUCUAAUUGUUGACCAGAGGCGGGAUGGAGGUGCUGGCACUACAACAACAGGAAAUGUUGCUCGCAAAGCUUUUCAAAACCCAGAAAUUGUUGCAAGAAUCUGUGAUGUCCCUGUCAAACUGGUUAAAAAUCUUGGAACACUCUGGUCUGCCCUUGCAUCUGGAUAUGCCAUUGAUCCAGACAAGUUAUGA